GCAGUUGGAAACGACGCUCGAUCAGUUUCAGUCGGACUGCCGGUUACGUUUUCAGCUCUCAGCUGAAAACUAACUAUACGACGUAACCUAAAAAUUAUUUCGUGAACAAUCGGGGUAAAAGAAAGGGGUGUGUACCCUUUUAUUUUUCAACUAGUUUCGUGACCAAUAUGAACGUUAUGUGAAUUAUGGAUUAUUCAAUUGGAAUUUCCUGUUAGUUCUUGUGUCUUCUAUAAUCCUGGAAAGUAUACACAACGACAGGCAGUUCCCGAUGACUCUUUCUUGCUAUGAUAUGUUCUGCGUGAAUUUCGCCAAGGCAUUAUGUACUGAAGUAUACGAGAUGCAGAUCAGUGAGGCGGCCGGCGGGGUGCCGGCCCUGGGUGCUGAACCAUGUAGAUUUCCUAAACUAGAAGAAUGCGCCCAUUUUCACUACGAGAGGGUGCAAUUGCCCCAGUUGACCGUCACCCUGCAGACCAACAUGGACCAAUCGCUGCACUCGCAACAUACUAAUGACGAUACCGAUGUCGAGUGGUUUAUGGUGCAGGUUACUUCGGGAGAUGCCUGUUGGAUCAUUCAAAGAAACUUCGAAAAUUUUCGGAUGUUAGAUGAUCAGUUGCAUCAGUGUAUAUUCGACAGGAAGAUUUCUCAGUUGCAAGAUUUGGCCGGUCAGUCUCUCAACGACGAAGAUCUUGAGACAAAACUUAUCGUCUACCUGGAACGUUUCAGUAAAAUAGCCGAUAAUUCGGUAAAUUGUGGUCCUGUGUUAAAUUGGCUUCAAAUGGACAACAAAGGACAUAGAUUGUUGGUGCCGAGCGAGGAAAGUCGAUCGAUCAACACGCCGGCCGUAGCUGCCGCUUACAGUGUGCGUAGAUAUGUCUCGCAGGCUCGAGAUGAAUUGAAUUUAGAAGUAGGUGAUAUGAUUUCCGUCAUUGAUAUGGCCAGUCCAGGAGAAUCGAUGUGGUGGAGAGGAAAGAGGGGAUUCCAAGUGGGAUUUUUUCCGCAACAUUGUGUUCAUAUCAUCGGAGAUAAAGUACCGAGAAAUAUGCCUCUACCGCCACCUGUCGUUGGGUCUUUAGCAUUAACACCGAUUAAACCAGUUUUGAGAAGACACGGUAAACUGAUCACAUUCUUUAGGAGUUUUAUUUUGAACAGGCCAUCGAGGAGGAGAUUGAAACAAUCAGGAAUUUUGAAAGAGAGAGUAUUCGGAUGCGAUCUCGGGGAGCACCUGCUCAAUUCGGGCAAUGACGUACCGAUGGUGUUGAAAUGUUGCGCCGAAUUCAUCGAGAAGCACGGAAUCGUCGAUGGAAUUUACAGAUUAUCCGGAGUUACUUCAAAUAUUCAGAAACUCAGAAAUGCUUUCGAUGAAGACAGAAUACCUAAUUUGUGUACAGAAGAUAUUCUGCAAGAUAUUCACUCGGUUGCAUCUCUUUUGAAAAUGUACUUUAGAGAAUUACCAAAUCCGUUAUGCACUUAUCAAUUGUAUCAAAGUUUCGUAAACGCUGUACAAGGUUGCAACACUGCAAUAAGAAAUUCUGAAUCUGAUCACGAUAGACUGUUGAAGAUGAGAGAAACCGUACAAAAACUUCCUCCGCCACAUUACAGGACUCUGGAGUAUUUGAUGAGGCAUUUGGCAAAAGUAGCCAAGAAUGGAGCGAGCACGGGUAUGACAACUAGAAACGUUGCCAUAGUUUGGGCUCCAAAUCUAUUGAGGUGCGAAGCUUUGGAAGUAGGGGGUGUGGCUGCUCUGCAAGGGGUUGGAGUACAGGCGGUAGUGACGGAAUUUUUGAUCUGUUACACCGAUCUAAUAUUCUGUGAUCAUUUACCUAACUUAGAUCAACCGACUAUGACCAACGAAAGUUUAUUAUCGAAGAAAUGUCGACCUAAUAGUCUAGCAAUUUCGACACCAACAAAAUUGAUAACAUUAGAAGAGGCUAGAAAUAAACAUUUACCGAAUAAAAAUGAAGAUUGUAAUUAUAUCGAAGUAGGUGGAGGACCAAAAAAUCUCCCGAAGAAAUACCAUACUAUUAUAGAAUUACCAUCAGGUGCCAGAAAAAGAGGUCACACUAAACGGUCUCCAUCGGGUUGGAGAAUGUUUUUCUCGAAAUCUAGGAACCAAACUCAAGGAAACGUUUCCAAAAAUCGAAAAGCUUCUACACCAGUUACUAUGAAUGAAAAAUUUGUCACGGAAUCUGACUUGACGGAAAUGAAAAGAAAAUUGAGGUCAGUAAAAUCAGCGGAAAGCUUAACAUCAGGUCAUUCGGAACCGGCUAGCUGCGAAGACAUUUUAGGACCUCUACAUUCCUUACAUAAACCUCCCGGUCACAACAGGUCAGUUUCCCAUGAUUCAUAUUUCGAUACACUCCAAAAUUCACAGAACAAUUCCGAAGGUUCCUUAUUGGAUCUCAGUGAAAUUCAAAUCAACUUCGAAUUAGAGGAAUCAGAAAUGAGAAUAUUUUCAGAAGACGAGAGUCUAGUUAGUUCACCUAGGAUGCAUAAAGAGACACAACGACGUGUCCUAACGCGAGCUAGACCAGAAGAAUAUAAUAGCGCUACUAAUUCGGUGAAUCCCUCGCCUAAAAAACAACCUCGUGUUGUGUUAUCUCCCGAAUCUCAUACGCGGAAACGUACACGAUUAGAAGACCAACUAUCCGAUAUUCAGUACAUCGAUUGUAAUACUCCAGAUAACGUUGUCUCCACUACGGCUGUGAUACACCCAUUUCCGGAGAGUCCCGUUAUCCAAACGAACAAAUUAUUCGAUUCUUAUCAACCUAAAAAUAAAUCUCCAAGAAACUCGGAUAAUUUAGAAAAAUCCGGUAAACGACAAUCUUUAGAUAUAGAAAAUAAUAAAGUAAAAAGUGUCGUUCCCAAAUCGCUCACCGAUUUGGAUCUCACUCAAUCGUAUUUAGGCUCCAACAGUUUAUUAACAACUCCAACGCCCGGUUCACCGGUAUAUAAACAAUUAGGCGAAAGUAGCGCUAAUACAACACCAGCCAUUUCUCCUACUUACGAUAGUUCUUCGGAAAGUACUUUCCAAAAAACUGAACAGAAAUCGCCUACUUCCAAAACUCACAAUUACGAAAAUAUCAAAACUACCAUAAGUAUAACUUACAGAUCGCCGCCGCGUAGUACUCCAGCGUCACCUUUAAAACCGCCAAUCGGUAAUAUAUAUGAAAACGUCAUAUUAAACACAGAAAAAGUUGAUAUACCCACGUCUACAGCCUCACUACCUAUACAAGAAGCCAGUUUAACUGUAAACGGUGAAUAUACAACCGACAGACCUAAAAGUCUUAGCGCUUUAGAAGAUUUAACGUCCGUUAAUGAUUCUACAAUAAAAAAUAAUUUAAGUUCCGGCGCUGUUUGUAAUACCAGCGAACAAUAUUCCCUCGGUAGCUACAACGAUCAAAAAACUUUUAGUUCAAAUCAAUCCAGUACAUCUAAUAUCCAAUAUACGGCUAGUAUCAGCUCUGCUCCUUAUCAUCAUCACGUCGACAAUUCGGAUCGUUUCAGUCACAGCGAUCUAAGUCUAAGCGAGGUAGUGGAAAGUUCCUUAGACAACUUAAGCACUAGUCAGACUUCUCUUAGUUUUCCGGCAAGUCCUUCGAAAAACAGCGCUAGUCCUAAUGUUAGUCCGACGCAGAUCUACGAUUGUUCCUCGCAAGAAAUAUUAACACCUCUCACUCCAACAGAAACAAAAAAUACCAGCGAAGGUCUUAGCAUUGAAAAUUUAGAAAACUUACCUCCGGAAGGUGAGGAAUGUCCAGUAAAUUUAAUCGAAUUCAGUCCUACAGAAAGUAGAUUUAGCAACAACGAUAAAAGAAAAUCAGAUGAAACCGAAUCGAUUGACGAUACAUCUAUUUAUCAACAAGUUAAGUACUUCAGAAGAUCCGUACACGAGGUGAACGCCUUAUUGGACGGGGAAAACGAAAAAAUAGAUGACGAUCAAGAAAAAAACGCAUUAUUAGUAAAAAACGAGUGUCAAGAAGAUACUUACGACUCGUUAGAAUCAGAAAACGUUCAUUUAUAUGAAAAUAUCAAAGGUGAAAGUAUGAGGAGUGUAAAUUUAUAUGAAAACGUAGAGAUCAAGACUGAUAAAGAAGAAAAUGAGGUGAAUGAUUCUGUUUGUACAGUAGAAGAUAAGAAAGAAGAAGUAGAUAUUAGUAGCGCGCCUGGUGAUAAUCCAGUAUUACAUUUAGAAGAAUCUGAUGAUAGUACAAAUAUCUCCAAUUGUCAUAGGUUAAUGAAAUUUUAUGAAAAGGAUAGUCUACCGCCUUGUUUGCGCGCCAGGAAUCUCAAACAUCAAAUAAAAACGCGUUCUUUGGACGAAGAAGCAUUUGAAAAAGAAUUCGGUACGAACCGCGGUCGAAGAACUUCUUUCGAUGAAAGAAUCGGUCAUAGAAACAAUUCGUUGAGCUACAAAACGAAUUCGCUGCCUAAAACGUUGAAUCAACCUAAAUCGUUACCUUUGGACGACGGUAAAGUCGAUUCGUUGCAUUUGGCACAUAGUUCGGAAAAUAUCAACACAAAUUUAAGUGAAGAAGAACAACAGAAGAAGAGAGAAAGGAUAGAGAGGUAUAAGGAAGAGAGAAGGAGAAUUUUACAAGAUAGAUAUAGGUCGGAGUCGUUCAAAGAAGACAAAGAAGUUCUUCUAACCCGUCUACGUAUAUACAAACCCAAAGAAGAAACCAUCGAAAUAUCGAAGAUCGUCGAGGUCGAGCGUCCGCCGCGCCAUCGAAGACGUAGCUCGCGAAGCGAAGACAGCGACGGUCAAGAACCUACCGCCAAGUUAGAAGAAUCUUCCAAACAGGAUAUAGAAAAUAUUAAACCGGUUUCACGGUUGGACAAUUCUUCUAAAAUAACCUCGAGAUUCGAAGAAGACGAAGAAACCGUUAAAGAAAAAUCGGACUCGACGACGUUAGUUGGCGAUAAACCGAAAACGAUGAAGGAAAGUUUGAAAUCUCGAGCGGCGAUAUUCGAACAAAACACACAAAAAAUAUCACCGCCAACUAGUUUAAUUAUACAGAAGAACAGACCGUUGAAACAAACCAAAAAUAUACAAGAUGGUAGAGAAAAAUCCGUAAAUUCUUUAGAGAAUCGUGAAAAGUUAAAUUCCGUAGAAUAUCGGGACAAAUUGUACGGGAGGAUAGAAAAAAAGGAGAGUUUGGAUGAGGAAUUGAAAGAUUUGGAUUUUAUUAGACAUAAAAGAAGAGACGGUGAAAUUUUAAAAGAGAAGAGGCAUACUUUCGAUACUAGGGAAAGGGAAACAGAAGCCGAAAGGUUGAGGAGAAUUAGUUUGGAUAGCAGAAGCCCAAGAAAAGAAAAGGCAUCACCAACGUACUGUAUUAAGGACAUGAAAGCUAUUUUUGAAUCAAAGUCAAAACAGUAACUGUUAAUAAAUUAAUUUAAAAUAAAGUAUUAGAGUUUUUGCAAAUUCUAUAAUGUAGCAAAUUGACCAAAUGUUAUUUACUUUGUAAAAAUGAACUUCACAUUUAAUGUAUAUAUAUUUUUUAGUGUUUUUUAUUUUGUAUGGCCUAGUUGUUUGAUUUGUACGAAAAAUUUUUGUGAUGACGUAUAAAUAAAACAUGGUUUGUUUUAAGAUACUCCAAAAAAGUGUAUAUUUUGUAUCGUUCUUUGAAAAAUUACAUCUUCAACAACUUUACUUUUAAUAGAUUGUUCAUGUUCAAAUGACUCGCCGAUCAUUGUUGUUAUUGUAUAAAGAACUACAAAAUAUACUCUUAUCAUUUUGGUAUUUGGUAUAGAUUAGUCUACAAAUUGUUGUGUACUGCCAAACCAUGCGAGCUUUAGAAAAUCUGUAAAACUUUUAAAGUUUUUUUAAGAAUUUUUUUAUCAAACAUUUUUAAGUAGCGAUCACCGAGAGGCGUAGCUUGCCCUAGAGGUGGACAUUGUAUUAUGAUGUGUUGGGGGGCCCUUCAAUCUAAUUGCAGAGAAGCCCAAAUUUUAAACAAAAAAAAAACAAAAGCGCUGGUAUUAAAUAAUAUUUUUUCUCAAAUUUUUUAAUUAAAUCUAUAGCUGUGGAUAAUAUUUCAUGGUUUUAGGGGGGUCCUGUAAUCACUUAUAAAGUUACUCAACUGAAAACUGAUUUUUAGCAAUAUUAGUUUUUAUAAUAGAAUAAAGUAGGGGCACAAAUGAGAAAUAUCUUUUAAAUAACUUGAUUUUUAUUUAAAUUUUUUAACAAAAAACUUGAUAUUUUGUGACUGGUAUCGCCUAUACUGUUAACAAGGGCUUCCGUUAUAUAUGUACCUCAGUGUACAUUGAUGGUAUUCCCUGUAUAUGAUGUUUUGGCAUAAUUGAAAGUUUAAUUUCACUUUUAAAAUAAAAAAAAAUAGUAGUGCAAACUUAAGUUAGAUAAACUUUACAUUUUGAAAUUAUAUUAAAAUGAAUUUUCAAAAUUAAAAAAAAAUUGUAGUAUAUACUCUAGUUGAUUUCUAAUGAAUUUAUAGAAAUAGUGCACAUUAUAUGUACCUAUCAUCCUCAAAAAGGGCUUAGACUACAUUUCUUUUUAGUUUUUCUAACCCAUUAUACCCCUGACUUGUCUUAAAUAAUUACCCGAUUAAAUUAAUCAUCACCCCACUAUUAUCUAUAAAUAUUUUACAUAAUUCAUCACAUCACUUAAGUAUAAUAAGAACAAAAAUUGAAACAAAUUUAAUUCCAAAGUAACCGAAUAAAAUAUAAGUUGUUAUAUCUAGAAUCAUUUGUGAUAUUCAUGCUACUGAAAACACUGUUUACACUAAAACUAUACCAACACUUACAAUUAGAAUGUCCGAAAUGUGUUUCGAUAACCGAAUUUUCAUCUUCAGAGGUAAAAUUUGGUCUCUGAAGAUAAUAAGUUAUCGAAACCUGCAUUAUGAGUGUUUUGUGGGUACAGAUGAGGUAGGUUUUGGUAAUGAGGCCUAGUUGAAGGAAAUUUGAAAUAAAAUUAAAACUAUGUAUCCAAAUCAAUCAAUUUUCAAAUUAAUUAAAUCUAUGGAAUUAUUAGAAUAAAAAUAUGAUAGUAACUUUUGCUGUAAACGGAGGCAAAAUGAAACAUUAUCAAAAAUUCGAACUUUUUAUACUAAAGUCGGGUUAUAAGGUGUAAGAUUAAUAAAGUCUACGAUUUUAACUCAAAUAAACAAUAUAGGUGACUAAGAUAUUAAACAGGGUGUCCCCAAAUUCGACUGCCAACGCUCUAAGAGAAAUUCCUUUGGUCAAAUUAUAUCUAGGGAUAGGGAACUUAUGUCCAAACGCAUCCUUUUCAAGAUACAGGGUGUUGAAUUUUUAAAAAUAAAAUUAUACAAAAUUUUCUGGAAAACCGUUUUAUUGCAUUAGAAGACUUUUCACUUUUUCAAAGCCUCAUAACCUGUAGAUUUACAAACAGAUAUCAUUUUGUAUGACACAAUUAACCUAUCAGUGUACUUUGAUUCGGAAGAAACUGUUUUUUAUUCUUCUAAAUAAUGAAAAGAUCGGUCUGAAGAAAUGGUUUUCUCGAAAAUUUAGUUAAUUUUAGCGUAGUCAAAUGUUAUUACUUUUUUAGUGAGGAAUGAUUGUAUAAUUCAAAUAUUGAGAAAAAAAAUUACAUUUCAUCAUGUCGCGAAGAAUUCAGGGAUGCAAAAAAAGGUCCUUUAUCCCCUGUUGCACGCCUCUAGAGAAAACCAGAAAUCAUCCAUUCAUGUUAGAAACUGAUAAUCGUCAAACAGUUUCAAUAAGAAUCGAUCGGACGAUUUGAAAUUUAUUGACAGAAUAUCGUUUUAUUUUUAAAACUUGUAACACACUGUAGUUUGGAAAGAAUGCGUUAGCUGACAGUUCCCUAUCCCGAUAUGCAUAAUUUGACCUAAGGAAUUUCCCCUAUAGCGUUGAUAGUCGAAUCAAUACUCUUUUAUUUCCAAAACAGUCUGAUGGUCUUUUUUAAACGGCAACUUUUUUCAUCCAUGUUUUAAAUUCUUUUAGGGUGACCCUUCAAAUCUAUGUAUUCAUAAAUCUACUCAAUCGUUUGAAAGUAUAGUCAGCAAUAAAUUUAUUUAGCUUUCGCGCUCUGGUCGGAUACCUAAACUAAGCUUUUCUCCUAAAUAAAUCUGGAUCUCUUAAAUCAAUCUUUACCAUCAACUUUAGUAGAUUGAUUGAAGCUAUCAUUUUAUUCGUGGUGCGACAGGAGUUCCAAUACCAGUUUCCUGGUCUUCGUUGAAUAUGGAUUCCCGACCUAUUGUUUUUUCUAUCAAACUUCCGGUCUGGAUAUGAUGCCUAAUGGUUUUUCUAGGAACUAUGUACCUUUCAGCAGCUUUAUAUGUGCUUAAUAUUCCUCUUUUUACAGCUUAUACAGUCGACACUAAGUCAAUAACAGACCACAGUGCUCAUUCGGAGGCAUUGUGUUUAUUGUGACUAAAAAGGAACAAUUAGUACACAGUUAAUAUUAUCUGAACCUACCUUAGUUGUAAUAAUCAGUAUACACCGUUUAACGAGUCUUUUUUAUCUCAAACAACUUUGUUGAACCUAAUUUUAGAAUAGUAAAACUUUUUCAAUUUCCGCUUAAGUAAAUAAUGGUUUACAAAAAAUAUGAAAUACUCAAGAAUGUAGCCUAUCGUUAAUAAGAAAAUUUUAAAAUUUAGACUGUUAAAGUUUUCAGUUCUUCACUGUAGCUUUAUAAAUAACAAUAAACAAGAUACAAAAGUUAAUAUUUUAGAGACAAUAAAUGUAUAUUUUCAUUGCGCAGUUAAAUUUUCUUUUAAGUUUUCUAAUAAUUUAUUUUUUUGAAUACUGUAUAUAUAUGUACCUACGCUUUACAUUGAAGAAUAUGGUUAUGUUAAAUAAACUGUAUAAUCCA
Molecule: messenger RNA, 8809 nt
Organism: Diorhabda carinulata
Lineage: Eukaryota; Metazoa; Arthropoda; Insecta; Coleoptera; Chrysomelidae
Gene: CdGAPr
Product: GTPase-activating protein CdGAPr
Exons: 17
Coding region: 269-5380 (1703 amino acids)
Biological process (GO): small GTPase-mediated signal transduction
Molecular function (GO): GTPase activator activity; protein binding; phosphatidylinositol binding
Source: RefSeq, a predicted model, not a curated record